UAAAAUUUGUAUAUGUGACAGUGGAAAUUGGAAUUUAGGGGAAUUCGGGAUUCCACUAGUGCAAAUUAGAAUAAAGUGACUAUUCUAAUUUCAACUAGUGGUAAUUGGGAUUCUAUUUUCCACUAAGGGGGAAUUCCGAAUUCCACUAGAAAAAAAAUCAUAAAGAUUUUUCUAAUUUAGACUAUAGUGGAAAUCGGAACUAUAUUUUAUUUAUUAUAUAUUACGUCAUUGGUGAUUUAGUUGGACUAAAAAUCGAUCGAGUUGAUCGUACAAAUGUUACAGCUAAAAUAUUACCCUGUCAAAUUAUGUCAAUUCAAAUAUCGUCCAAUGAUACCAAUAUGUAUCGAUUAUGUACAAAAACAUGUAUUCUAUCUAGAUCGUAUCAAAUACAAGAUUUAUCGGAUUUAACAGAAUGUAACUGUAAUGAUUUACGUACGGUUGAUCCAUCGACAUUACCAACAAAAACAUUCAUUCAAGCUUAUCAGGAAUAUAUGUGUGUUAGUUCCGGUGUAGAUAUUUCUGCAGAAGCUUGCCAUUGUAAAUCAAUGUGCCACGAAACAUUGUCCAUGUAA
This is a messenger RNA of Didymodactylos carnosus, 572 nucleotides long. Lineage: Eukaryota; Metazoa; Rotifera; Eurotatoria; Philodinida; Philodinidae. The record is from the annotation of a GenBank genome assembly.